Molecule: messenger RNA, 534 nt
Organism: Culex pipiens pallens (northern house mosquito)
Lineage: Eukaryota; Metazoa; Arthropoda; Insecta; Diptera; Culicidae
Product: TCF3 fusion partner
Exons: 2
Coding region: 106-444 (112 amino acids)
Biological process (GO): positive regulation of apoptotic process; apoptotic process; apoptotic signaling pathway
Cellular component (GO): Ino80 complex
Molecular function (GO): DNA binding
Source: RefSeq, a predicted model, not a curated record
UCCCAAACAUAAACAAACUGCUUCGAGUUUCAGUAAAAUUUGGCUUCUUCAAUAAAAAGAUGCCUCAGUUAAGCUAGUAAAGCAAGAAGAUUGCACAGUCCAGAGAUGACCAGCGGAAAACCACCGAAGCAACCGUUUCCGAGCAAUCCGCCGCCGCCGACGGACAACGGCUUCCAGCAGGCCAGCCAGUACGACCCGGAGAAGAACGAGCAGUACAGGCGUGGGGUGAAAAUGCUCCACGAGCGGUGCAAGAGCAUCCAGAGGCACAACGAGCGGGUUGUUUUCCGGUUACACUCGGUGAAGCGGUUAAUCAAGACACGAAGUCGCGACGUUGAGAUGCUCAAGAAACGCUUGGACCGGUACCAGGACAACUGGAGGUGCGCUCCGGAAAAGACGGCGGUGAAGCUCGAGGAGAGCAAGGCCGAAGAGAAGGAGUCCGACUAGUCGUGUGGUUGUGUUUCGAGUGUGCUCUGUACAUGUAAAAUACCUCUUUGAAAAUUAGUGAAUAGUUUUAUAAUAAAUAUUAAUUUGUAA